Humulus lupulus (European hop) is the source of this 1823-nucleotide messenger RNA. Its product is annotated as protein LIGHT-DEPENDENT SHORT HYPOCOTYLS 1-like. The record is from RefSeq and is a predicted model, not a curated record. The transcript is spliced from 2 exons. Gene Ontology annotation, cellular component: nucleus. Gene Ontology annotation, biological process: response to light stimulus; mRNA transcription. The coding region runs from base 927 to 1526 and encodes 199 amino acids. NCBI's taxonomy places the organism in Eukaryota, Viridiplantae, Streptophyta, Magnoliopsida, Rosales, Cannabaceae.
AUUCAAAACUCUCUCUCUCUCUCUCUCUCUCCCUCUCCCUUCUUAACUCUUUCUCUCUCUCUCCAAACACUGUGCUUUUAACUUUCCUCACUUAUUAGAGAGCAGAGCAGAGUUGAGUUGAGUUUUUUUUUUCUUUUUUUCUUUUUCUCCAAUGCCCUUUUCCUCAAAAGAGAAAACAUUAUUGGGACUGAUCCUAUGCUUAUACUAUUAUUAUUGAAACAAACUUCUCCUCCAAAAACCUUUUUCCCUCAGAUUUCAUUCACCUAAUAACUACUGCAGUUUUAAAAGGUUCCCUUGCAGAGAAGAUAUUAUUAGAAUCAUAGAUCACCAUCAUCAUCAUCAUCACCUUCAUCAUCUACUGUUCUUUCUUUCCUUAACUAUUUAUUCUACUAUUAUUUCAUCCCAGAACUAAUUUAGACACAAGUGUGUGAUUCUUUUUCCCCUUUUUUUUUUAUAUAUAUAUUUAUAUAAAUAUAUAUAUAUAUUCCUCUUCAAUCUCUCACCAAUCACCAGUCACACUUUAACUUGCUUAUUUCUCUCUCUCUCUCUCUCUUCACUAAACUCACUCUGACAAAAGAUAUAUAUGGAAACCAUGCAAAUGCAAUAUCUAGAUGCAGCAGUCUUCUUUUGUUUACUUACUAUUCUCCUCUUCUAAGGUAGUUCUUUCCCAAUUUAUGAUUUCCACUUUUAGCAUCAAAUGGCAGAUUCACUGAUUAUACCUCCUCUACAAUCUAUAUAAAUAUAGAUAUAUAUAGAGCUAGGUAGAGAUACCCUUUUUCAUAUCUUAUUAUUACAACUUCAAACACCACAACUAGAAACAAAACCAGAACUAUAACCCUAGCUGAAACAACACCAGAACAAGAACACAACAAGUUCAGAAAAAGAGAAUUACGAAUAUAUAUAUUUCUCUUCCUCUUAUCACUGUUAUGGAUAUAGUUUCAGAACCCAACAAUCCCAUGGCCUACAAAGCCACCAAUAUGGGCACAACCGCUCCUUCACCAAGUGGUACUACGAUCACCACUACUACAGAUGCCUCCUCAGCCUCCGUCGCCGCCGGAGCCACCACGCCGAGCCGCUACGAGAACCAGAAGAGGAGGGACUGGAACACCUUCUGCCAGUACCUGAGGAACCACCGGCCGCCGCUCUCUCUCCCCAUGUGCAGCGGAGCCCAUGUUCUGGAGUUUCUCCGGUACCUCGACCAGUUCGGGAAGACCAAGGUACACAACCAGACCUGCCCUUUUUUCGGUCUUCCGAACCCUCCAGCUCCCUGUCCCUGCCCGCUCCGCCAGGCCUGGGGCAGCCUCGAUGCCCUCAUCGGUCGACUCCGGGCAGCCUAUGAAGAGCACGGCGGUCGACCGGAAGCCAACCCCUUUGGUGCCCGAGCGGUCAGGCUUUACUUGCGAGAGGUCCGUGAUUUUCAGGCCAAAGCACGCGGCGUUAGCUAUGAGAAGAAGAGGAAGAGGCCAAAGCCCAAAAUCACCACCGCCACCGCUACCGCCACCAAUCCCGCCACCGGUACUGGUUAGAUCAUCUUCAUCAUCAACAAUCGGAUAUCUCUCAUAUGGAACAAUAUUAUUCGUUUGAAUUUGGGGGCACGUCCUUAAAUUUGCUGUUUAAGGGAGAAAAUUGGCAGUGAAGAACAGCAAGGUGGUAUAGUGGGAUUGGACUAUUCACCACAAAAAAAGAAAAAGAAAGAAAAAAAAAUGAUGGUUUUUGUACUCUGAAACUGCAUACAAUUAAACAGUAGAUCGAUAUCAAUCUCUGUAAAAAUAACAUAUCUUUCUUGCUUCUUGCUAUUUUAAUCAUCUUUUAAUUUGUUUUCA